AUGGAUUUCGAAGAAGAUGAAACUAUCGACAAGAGUUGGUUGGAACUGCCAAGAAACCAUCUUUACUAUGAAGCGGGUGUCAAAAAUUUCAUGAAAUUUGCGUGUUGCGACUUAGAACUAGGGGAGGAAAUAUGGUGUCCGUGUAGAAAGUGCAAUAACAAAAACUUACUCAAACCAAGUAAGGUGGAGGCACAUAUAAUGUGGAAAGGGUUUCUGCAAGGAUAUGUCCAUUGGAUAUACCAUGGGGAGGGUGAGGAGGAGGACUAUAUGUCUACUGGUACUGUGAUUGGGGAUGAAGACGACCGAAUGAAGGAACUGAUAAAUGAGAUGGUGCCUGAUUAUGAUGAAGAUGCUCCAAAAGACGAAGCUUCAAAUUUUUACCAGGUCCUGGAAGAUGCAAAGGUUCCACUAUAUCCUGGUUGUGAAAAGUACUCACGGUUGUCCUUUACUAUACACUUGCUUCACAUCAAGUGCCAAGGUGGUCUGAGCAUCAAGUGGUUUAAUGUGCUACUGAAUCUCUUGAUCAAGGCAUUUCCAGAUGCCAAACUUCCAAGGAACUUUUACGAAGCUAGGAAAACAAUCAGUAACUUGGGUCAUAGCUACACUAAGAUCGAUGCUUGUCCUAAUGAUUGCAUGUUAUAUUGGAAAGAUGACGCAGAUAGAAAUGAUUGUCGGGUAUGUGGUGUUUCUAGAUGGAAAACCGUUUCAUCUAAUACUAAUAACGGGUCAGAAAAUAGAAGGACACCGAAAGGGAAGAAGAUUCCUGAAAAACAACAAAGGUACUUCAACUUGAAGCCCAGACUUCAAAAGUUAUUUAUGUCUCCACAGCCUGUUACUGAUAUGCGAUAUCAUGCUGAAGAACGUAUCAAUGAUGGACUUUUGAGACAUCCUGCUGAUGCGAAGACAUGGAAAACCUUUGAUAAGAGGCAUCCAACAUUUGCAGCUGACCCUAGGAAUGUGAGACUUGCAUUAGCAAGUGAUGGCAUGAAUCCUUACGGAAAUAUGAUGAAUCCGCAUAGUACAUGGCCAGUGGUCCUAAUCAUCUACAACUUACCACCAUGGGAGGUUAUGCAAGAGCAAAACUUCAUUUUGUCUAUGAUAAUUUCGGGACCCAAGUCACCGGGAAAUGAUAUCGAUGUAUAUUUACAACCCCUUAUAGAAGAAUUGAAGGAAUUAUGGUACGUUGGUGUUACCACUUACGAUGCUUCGAAGAAAGAGUAUUUUCAGUUACGCGCAGCAUUGCUUGGCACUAUUAAUGACUUUCCUGCACUAGCUAUGCUCUCCGGGUGGAGCACCAAGGGGUCCUUAGCAUGUCCGUGUUGUGGGUCCGACCCAUGUUCAACUCGACUGCGGUAUGGAGGUAAGUUUUGUUACAUGCAACAUCGUCGGUUCUUGCCUGCUGAUCACAAGUGGCGACAACAGACAACACCCUUCAACGGGGAAAAGGAGCUUAGAGAAAAACCACUUCUAAUGAAUGGGGAUGAGAUAAAUCAUCAGUUGGCACAUUUUGAGCAAGUAGAAUUUGGUAAGAAUGCCAAACAGAACGGUCUGACACCAACAGUACCGGUCGAUUUUGACCACAAUUGGAAAAAAAAAGUGUAUUUUUCGGGAAGAGUUGCCAUAUGUGAGCACAAUUUUGUGUUUCCAUAA
This is a messenger RNA of Papaver somniferum (opium poppy), 1650 nucleotides long. RefSeq lists its product as uncharacterized. The record is from RefSeq and is a predicted model, not a curated record. The transcript has a single exon. The coding region runs from base 1 to 1650 and encodes 549 amino acids. Lineage: Eukaryota; Viridiplantae; Streptophyta; Magnoliopsida; Ranunculales; Papaveraceae.